Molecule: messenger RNA, 240 nt
Organism: Chaetomium fimeti
Lineage: Eukaryota; Fungi; Ascomycota; Sordariomycetes; Sordariales; Chaetomiaceae
Exons: 2
Coding region: 1-240 (79 amino acids)
Source: RefSeq, a predicted model, not a curated record
AUGGAUAAAGCCAAGGACGCGCUAAAGAAAGGACUGGAGAAGGUGACCAAGCUGGACGAAGAGCCCCGGCAGGAAGACAGGAAGGAAGCUCUUGAGACGACGUGGCCGGCUCGGGAGCAGCACCCGGCCAUGACGGGCGGCCCCGACCCGCACCUUGGCAGGGCGGCGCAUUCCGGUGACCCGACCGGCCUGACUAGCAAGGACUCGCUGGGACAGCCGACCAACAAGCCGCGGCCUUGA